UUCUCUCUUAUUAGGUUUUUUUUUUCCUUCCUCUCAAUCUCAUCUUCUUCUUCAUCGAAACCUUUGUUCUUCUCCCAAUUUCUGGUGAAAUCAUGUCUGACGAAGAACACCACUUCGAGUCCAGCGAUUCUGGAGCUUCCAAGACCUAUCCUCAACAAGCCGGUAACAUCCGUAAAGGUGGUCACAUCGUCAUCAAAGGUCGUCCCUGCAAGGUUGUUGAAGUUUCGACUUCAAAAACUGGCAAGCACGGUCACGCCAAAUGUCACUUUGUUGCCAUUGAUAUCUUCAAUGGUAAGAAGCUUGAAGAUAUUGUUCCAUCUUCCCACAAUUGUGAUGUUCCACAUGUGAACCGUGUUGAUUACCAGUUGAUUGAUAUCACUGAGGAUGGCUUUGUGAGCCUUUUGACUGACAGUGGUGGCACUAAGGAUGAUCUCAAGCUUCCCAACGAUGAUGCUCUCACCACCCAGAUGAGGAGUGGAUUCGAAGAGGGUAAGGAUGUUGUGGUGUCUGUCAUGUCUGCCAUGGGAGAGGAGCAGAUCUGUGCCGUGAAGGAAGUUGGUGGUGGCAAGUAAACAAGUAUCAUUCGAUAUAUUAUUACCAGUUUGUCAACAGACGUCAAUGUUAUAAGAACAAAAAGAUGUUUUUCUUUUUCCUAAUUUAGACCCUUUGUGUGUGUUUCUUGUUGCAAGACAACCAUAUCUAUUGGUUUUGGAUUGUUGAAAAGUUUGUGUUGAAACAUUCAAAGUUUCCUAUGAGAUGUUAUUCUUAAAUCCCUAUUACUUGUUUUGUGGUUAUGUAUGUUCACGGAUCUUGUUAGAAGCCACUUGCUGUGUGCACGAGACAAGAGUUAA
Molecule: messenger RNA, 851 nt
Organism: Arabidopsis arenosa
Lineage: Eukaryota; Viridiplantae; Streptophyta; Magnoliopsida; Brassicales; Brassicaceae
Source: the annotation of a GenBank genome assembly